Molecule: messenger RNA, 2206 nt
Organism: Manihot esculenta (cassava)
Lineage: Eukaryota; Viridiplantae; Streptophyta; Magnoliopsida; Malpighiales; Euphorbiaceae
Product: WD40 repeat-containing protein HOS15
Exons: 14
Coding region: 162-1886 (574 amino acids)
Biological process (GO): regulation of transcription by RNA polymerase II
Cellular component (GO): histone deacetylase complex
Molecular function (GO): protein binding; transcription corepressor activity
Source: RefSeq, a predicted model, not a curated record
ACUUUAAACUUCUCCUCUCGCUAACAAAUAUGCAGAGCUUGCCCACCGUUUCUCCUCCAUAAAAGCCCCACUUUCCCCGGCGGCUUCUCGUUAUCUCUUCCUCUUUAACUGGGUUUUGGUAUUGUCUAAAGAUUCGAUUUCUGGCCGGCGAAUUUGCCAGAAUGACCUCCAUAACCUCCGUCGAAUUGAAUUACCUCGUUUUCCGUUACCUUCAAGAGUCAGGUUUUACGCAUUCAGCUUUUGCUUUAGGAUAUGAGGCAGGUAUUAAUAAAUGUACCAUAGAUGGCAAUAUGGUUCCACCUGGUGCUCUUAUUACAUUUGUACAAAAAGGAAUUCAGUACUUGGAGAUGGAAGCAAAUUUGAGUAACAGUGAUGCAGAUGUGGAUGAAGAUUUCUCAUUCUUGCAACCUUUGGAUCUUAUUACAAAAGAUGUAUAUGAAUUACGGCAAAUGAUAAAGGAUAAGAAAAAAAAUCUGCACAAGGACAGAGAUAAAGAGAAAGAGAAAGAUAAAGAAAAAGACCCGGACAAAGAGAAAGAUAAAGAAUUGGAGAAGGAACAUGAAAGAGAGCGAGCACGAGUGAGAGAGAAGGACAGACAUGAAAGGGAAAAGGAAAAUGAAAAGGAUAGAGAGAGGAUAGAGAAGGAAAAGGAGAGAGAAAAGCAGCAAGAGGACAAUCCUGAUAAAGAAAUGAUUUCUGAUCAAGCAGAUAAAAAUAAUGUCAAACAUGAAGAAAAUGGUAAUUCUGGAGCACCAGAACCAAUGGAAAUUUCCACUACAUCAACAUCCCAGGUAUGUGAGAUUCCUGGUUCUGACGUGAUGAUUUUGGAGGGACAUACAUCUGAGGUUUGUGCCUGUGCAUGGAGCCCAACAGGAUCACUUCUUGCAUCUGGGUCUGGAGAUUCCACAGCACGUAUUUGGACAAUACCUGAGGGGACAUCUAGAUCUGGUCUGCAGAAUAGUCCUCUAAAUGUGCUGGUAUUGAAGCAUGUAAAGGGAAGAACAAAUGAGAAGAGCAAAGAUGUUACAACGUUAGAUUGGAAUGGUGAGGGGACCUUACUGGCAACAGGUUCAUAUGAUGGACAAGCAAGAAUUUGGAAUACAAACGGUGAACUGAAAACUACAUUGAGUAAACAUAAAGGUCCUAUAUUUUCUCUGAAGUGGAACAAAAAAGGGGAUUUUCUUCUUACUGGAAGCUGUGACAAAACUGCAAUAGUGUGGGAUGUGAAAACUGAGGAAUGGAGACAACAAUUUGAAUUUCAUUCAGGUCCUAUACUUGAUGUUGACUGGCGCAAUAAUCUUUCGUUUGCCUCAAGCUCCACCGACAAUAUGAUAUAUGUUUGCAAAGUUGGAGAUACCCGCCCAGUUAAAACUUUUGCUGGGCAUCAGGGUGAGGUUAAUUGUGUCAAGUGGGAUCCAACUGGCUCAUUGCUGGCUUCAUGCUCUGAUGAUAUCACUGCUAAGAUAUGGAGCAUGAAGCAGGACAAAUAUGUUCAUGAUUUGAGGGAACACUCUAAGGAGAUUUACACCAUCAGAUGGAGCCCCACUGGACCUGGUACAAACAAUCCUAACCAGCAAUUAGUGCUAGCAAGCGCAUCAUUUGACUCGACAGUGAAAUUAUGGGAUGUGGAACUUGGGAAACUUAUUUGCAGUUUGAAUGGACACAGGGAUCCUGUGUACUCAGUUGCAUUUAGCCCAAAUGGAGAGUAUCUGGCUAGCGGGUCUCUUGAUAGAUGUGUUAACAUCUGGUCUUUGAAGGAAGUUAAGAUCGUGAAAACGUACACUGGCAAUGGUGGAAUAUUUGAGGUUUGUUGGAAUAAGGAAGGUGAUAAAAUUGCAGCAUGCUUUGCGAACAAUACAGUAUGCGUGUUAGACUUGAGAAUGUAAUAUCUUGGGACAGUGUCUACGAUCUAAAUGUUGCCCUCAAAGGUUGCAGUAGCAUUCCGUUUAGCUUGUAAUCAGUAGGCACGUGGGAAGUGUACCUUUGGUUCGUAGGGUUCUUUUGUUUUUUUCCCCUCUAGUGUAGUUGUAGAUGUUGCUAAUUUGAAUGUCUGGCUUUAAGUUAUAAAUGAAAUUCUCACUCAAUUGUCAGCUAGGUGUAUGCUCUGUAUCAUAGUGGUCAAUGACAAAUUAUGUACAGAAUUAUUCUCAUUGGACCCAUAACUGGUGUUACAAUAUUGCUUUAAUUUAGCCUGGAUUUAUUGUAA